CCUCCGAGUAUUGUCAAAUGUACCGCCACGGGCUUUUCAUAUUAAUGUAAAUCAAAGGCUCCCACUUCCCAGGAUGGACAAUCUCCCCCCAUCUGGAUUUCAGUUUGCAGGGGAAGACUAUGGGCCUGUGGAUUUCCCUAACUCACUCCCUAGUGAGAUGCAAGCUGGAAUGACAUUUGCUGGUGGGGGGCCUGUCUUUCCACAAAACCAGAGGGGGGGCAGCUAUGGCAUGUCACCUUUUCACAUGAACUACUCCCAGCAGGCCAGCAUGCCCUCCAUGUCUAGUCUACCUGCCAGUUCAUUCAGAAGCAGAUUCUCUGAUUACCCACCUGACCAGGGGCCACACCUGCCAAUGCCCCUGCCCUCGUCUGGACCCGGCAUGAUAUCAGACAGGCUUCCCAGUUUUAGCACCAUUGUUUCCAGCAGUGGUGCCAGCAGCAGUGAUAUCGGCAAGGGCACACAGGCGCUGUACUCAAGCAUAUCAGGCCAGCAGCAUGCAUUCCAGUCCUCUGGGUCCAGGGGUCACCAGGGUCAGUUUGACUCCUCCCCCUAUGCCGACCAGGUGACAGGCAAAAACUACAGUAAAUCUCCAUCCCACGGCUCCACCUCUCCGGGUAUGGGCAGUAACAGCUACAUCCCUCAUUCCUCUCUCCUGCAACACUCCUCACACAAUGGCAGCAGCCUGCAUAUGACCUCACACUCGCCCAGGUCAUACAAGGACGAGGCACCAAACCAACAGUAUCUGUCCAGUGCUGUCCAUCUUGACCGGCACAGCAUUUACAGUCAUGGGGGCAUGUCUCAGACUGAAAGUAUGACCAUUCCUAAAUUCAAGCAUAAAUACCUCUCCCAUAGCCAACCCGUACCCAGAAGACAGUAUGGCCCUUUUAAAUUUUACAUAGUUGGUAAAACAGAGAGACCAUCUGUAUUCAACAAAUCAACACAGACCAAUGAUGAGCAGAUGGGGGAGUUAAAAAUCAAAAUUCCAAAGGCUGAAAUCUACAAAUCUGAAUCAGAAACUGAGUUCUCUGAUGAUGAAAGAAGGCAACAAAUAAUGCAAAACCAGGCCAAUCAUGGGGGCACCCCGCGUGGAUCCCCUCGUAUUACAUUCCCUUAUGACCCCCUUCCAGCACACAACGUGGACUACCGCGAUUACAACAAACACUCCAAAAUAAAAACAAUCAUUUCUCCAAGCUUCUUGGAUGCUGCAGGGAAAGCUACAAUGACCACGUGUGUGUCCAACAAAGCUACCAUAGUGACUGUGGGCAUAGUUAGCCGACCAUCCAACCUAGGGGGGCCAGAACCAACAGACAGUGCACACCAUAAAGCUAUUAUGUCCACGGGUAACUCUCAAGUCUUUAGAUCUCCAAAUAAACAAUACAGCCCUAGGUUGGGCAAUGAUAUGAAUAGCAAUGGUGAUCAUAGGAUAGAAUCUGAGGAGCAACUGAUUGAAGAGAGAAAAGCUAAAGCCAGGGACUUGGAGCAGGAGAGGAUGGAGGUGAGUGUGCGGAUAGAUGACACCCAGUAUGUUCAGGUGGGGAAUGUGAAACGCUGGCAGUGCAAUGAAUGUGACAAGUCUUACACCACAAAACACAACCUGGUCAUGCACGUGCUGGACCACAGCGGGAUCAAACCCCACCUGUGCCUCAAGUGUGGGAAAUACUUCAAGCAGCUGAGCCACCUCAACACCCACAUGCUCACCCAUGACCAGAUCAAGCCUCACACAUGCAACAUGUGCGGGAAAGGCUUCACACAAAUCAGCCAUUUGAAACGUCACACUGCGGUCAGUGAGAAAAAUGGCUACUGUGCCAAUUUACGGUCUAAGCAUCCAUCUGGACAUUCUCCAUCAUCUUCUCAGCAUGAAGGUCCAAUGACAAUGCAUACAGCGCCCACUGGAGUAAAGCGCUUUCCAGAUCAGAACCACAGCUUUGAAUCUGAAUUUGAUACAGAGGAGAUGAAAGAUGGGGACAAGUGCAAUAGCAUGGGCAAGUUACUGUGUCGUUACUGUGAUCGCAAGUUUCGGUACCCAAGCCAGCUCAAAGAUCACAUGCAGUCCCACAAUGGGCACAGACCUUACAUGUGUACAGAGUGUGGGAUGGACUUUAUGAAGGAACAUCAUUUAAAAGCUCACCAGUUCACACACACAGGCCUGAAGCCUUACACUUGUGAUUCAUGCGGCCGCUCAUUCAACCAGCGGGCCAACCUGCAGAGACACAAGCUGAUCCAUGAGACGACGCGCACCUUCAAGUGUAACAUCUGCUCCAAACUCUUCACCCAGCCACAGACGCUCAAGGCCCACCAAGUGGUCCAUGCGGACAGAAAACCUUUUGAAUGUACAAUAUGUGGCAAAGAGUUUGGUCGUUAUCAUAAUCUACAAGGGCACAUGCAUAUGCACACAAACACAAAGCCAUAUGUAUGUUUCUGUGGUAGCACAUUUACUCUGAAAGGCAACCUGAAUAGGCAUAAGAAGGUAAAGCAUGGGUUAAAUGAGACAACAGAUGUUAUGGAAGAAGAUGCUGUCAACUUCCUGAGUUCCCUGUCAGAGAGGGCCAGAGAUGAACAUAACGCUGAUGGGGAGGCAGACAGCCCAGGCUCUGGUGGGGAAAGUGGGGAUGGGAAAUCUGGACGCAAAGGCAGGAAAUCUAUUCCAAGAAAAAUAACCCAUGGAGAGGAAGAAGGGGCUUUUGUGCAGCCAGCACAACCGCCGCCACCUCCCCUUCCUCCUCCACCACCUCCACCACCAUCUUUACCCACACCAGCCCCAUCACAGCAACCUCCACCCCCACCACAGGUUGUCAGCAGUGAAAUGGUGCAGCGUGCUGUACCCACACCAGUGGGGCAAAAACCUUUUGUCAUCCAGAACCCUGAUACUGAUGAUGAAAUUGAUGAGGACGAUGAAGAGGAUGAUGAAGAUGAUGAGGACGAAGAGGAGGAGGGAGAAAUACCCAACCCUCCUCCUGUUCUGAGUAGUGAAAAAAUACUGACCAAUGAAAGAAUCGCGCCAGUAGCAUCUGUGAUGAACUUUCAGCCUUUGAAUAUGACCAGCAACCAGGAACCUGAGUCUUUGAUAAAACCAGCGCACAAGAAGCCCAGGGAGGAUGUAUCUGUGGAAGCUGAUAAAAGACCACGGCGUCAGUCUCAGCGACGCUCCCCUAAAAUACACACCAGCGAUAUGGAGCAGUCGGACAGUGAGGAGAAUGAAAUGGAGGCUGAUGUUAAUGACAACACUGACACUGACUGGACACCUGGGUCUAGGAGAAAGGUCAGGUCUAAGUCUGACACACCUGUCCCACACUGACUGGACACCUGUCCCACACUGACUGGACACCUGGGUCUAGGAGAAAGGUCAGGUCCAAGUCAGACACACCUGUCCCACACUGACUGGACACCUGUCCCACACUGACUGGACACCUGGGUCUAGGAGAAAGGUCAGGUCCAAGUCAGACUCAGGUGAGAAGGCCAAAGUCUGACACACCUGUCCCACACUGACUGGACACCUGGGUUUAGGAGAAAGGUCAGGUCCAAGUCAGACACACCUGUCCCACACUG
Physella acuta is the source of this 3546-nucleotide messenger RNA. RefSeq lists its product as uncharacterized. The record is from RefSeq and is a predicted model, not a curated record. Gene Ontology annotation, biological process: regulation of transcription by RNA polymerase II. Gene Ontology annotation, molecular function: RNA polymerase II cis-regulatory region sequence-specific DNA binding; DNA-binding transcription activator activity, RNA polymerase II-specific. Gene Ontology annotation, cellular component: nucleus. NCBI's taxonomy places the organism in Eukaryota, Metazoa, Mollusca, Gastropoda, Physidae.